This is a messenger RNA of Prosopis cineraria, 1118 nucleotides long. RefSeq names its product AP-3 complex subunit sigma. Gene Ontology annotation, biological process: Golgi to vacuole transport; intracellular protein transport. Lineage: Eukaryota; Viridiplantae; Streptophyta; Magnoliopsida; Fabales; Fabaceae. Gene Ontology annotation, cellular component: intracellular membrane-bounded organelle; AP-3 adaptor complex; membrane coat. The record is from RefSeq and is a predicted model, not a curated record. The coding region runs from base 168 to 668 and encodes 166 amino acids. The transcript has 8 exons.
AUGUUGCUUUUUUGGUUACGGCCCUCCUACUUUACUGCCAGCCCAGUCCCUGGACUCCUCCUGCAGCCCCGUUAAAACACCUCGAACAAUCUACCUGGCCGAUCGAUUUGAUCGGAGAAUCAUCGUCGACGCCAUCACGGUGGAUCAAUCAUUUAGGAAGGGGCAGGAUGAUAAAAGCCGUAUUGGUGAUGAACACGCAGGGGAAGCCUCGUCUUGCAAAAUUUUAUGAAUUUCGGCCUGUGGAGAAGCGGCAGGAACUAAUACGUAAUGUGUUUUCAGUCUUGUGCAGUAGAGCUGAAAAUGUUAGUAGUUUCGUGGAUGCUGAGUCCAUCUUUGGUAAGGAUGCUCGCCUUGUCUACAAGCACUAUGCAACUUUAUACUUUGUGUUCAUAUUUGAUAGUUCUGAAAAUGAGCUGGCAAUGCUUGACUUAAUACAAGUCUUUGUUGAAACAUUAGACAAAUGCUUCAGAAAUGUAUGUGAGCUUGACGUAGUGUUCAACUAUAGCAAGAUGCAUUCUAUUCUAGAUGAGAUUAUCUUUGGAGGCCAGGUGUUGGAAACAAGUUCAACCGAGGUUCUGAAGGCUAUUGAAGAAUUGUCAAGGCUAGAAGCGGCCUCCAAUGCUAUGAACCUUGUCCCAAAAUCUGUUUCUGGUUGGAGGACGCGGUAGGCUAUUAUCAUUUAGGCUCACGGAUUGAUCUUCAUUGUAGUGAUACGUUCCAACUUCCAAGUGUUAUGAACGACGGGGGCGGGGCUGCAAUUUUUAUCAGGAGAAUCGAUAGCAUUUAUUUUGGAUAUUCUAAAGUAAAAACUCCUACGCUGAACGACAAAAUAAAAUCCAACCAAGUACAGAAGUUUUCAUCUGGAACUGCUUUGACUGAAUUGGUGCAAGGGACCUCUUUAAACUCUACUUAACCUAUUAUUUUUGUCUUUGUAAAUUGUAAUUGCAUGCCACAGAGAACGGAGAGAUGAGGAAUUGUAGUACUUGCAACUUGCAAGAAUUGAAUUUCCCUCUUGUUUGCUCCAGGACUGUACAUUUACAGUAUUUUCCCCCUAAGUUAAUCAUAUACUGCUGUUUUAUUACUAUUUUUUAAUCGGAAGAGAGAAGACAGUUAUUUUA